UUGGAAAGUUGAAAAAGUCUCCUCGCGAGAAGGAUAAACAAUCCAAGGUUUAUAUUGAGAUGUAAAUUGAAAAUUUGUUUAUCAAGAUUGAAUUCUUAAAAGACUUUUUAAAGGAACUAUGGAAAGCUGAAGCACAGCGAGAGUUAACUACUGCAACAAAUUUGUAAGCAAAUUCAACUUUCUGAACUUUGCAUCGCUAACAUGUCUUCUUCUACGAAACACAACAACAGCCCGGCAAUGGACAAGUCAUGGUUUCAAGACACAAAGACUGGCAACGAGAAACAAGCCCACUAUUUUGUGCAAAUUCGCAAGCUUCAGGACGAACUUAUUCACCGUGAACAGCACAAUCUCAUCAACGCCAUGGAACGUUUAAAACAACUCACGUACCCUCGAAAAAGGCCAAUGAUUCGAAAUUUCGACAUCAAUACUUCCUCGGAUCCUCCUUCUAUGCAAAACUUCCCCGCAAGAAAUUUAAACUUGAGGAAAGAGGCGAAACACAAGGCCAUACAAGGAAAGGAACAGUCUGAGAUAAAACCUCUGUCUGGAAAACCAUUGAUCAGCAAACCCAGUGACAAGAAACAGGCUUCAUGUUACCAUCAUUUCUUUGUAAUGCCUCCACUUCUUAGUGAUAGAGACAUUGCAAAGAUUGUGCAUAAUGCAAACACUACCUUCCCCUCUGAGCCAUCCACUUACCUUCUUCAACCACAUUUGCCGUCUAUACCUAAUGUUGGGCGCAAAACAACUUUUAUGGUUGAUAAUAGGUUGAAGCUCUUGACACUAGCUGAAUCCGAGUUUUGUGAUCUGGAAGAAGGUAGUGUUAGUGGAAUGAGAAAACAUUUGCAUACCGGGAAAUCACAGCGAAGGAAGAAAAGUCCCACAUCCAAAUCGCGUUUAGAUGACCACACCUCUAGUGCAAAUAUAUACAAGACAGGUAGAAAGAAUGUUUUGACUUUUGAUGUUGACCCAAAUGAUCCAAGUCUUUUUUUCCAUUGUGUUGGGGGUGAGAAAGAAGAAGAGCACUAUGAAACGACACCAUUACCACCACCCAACUCUAGACCAAGCUCGUCUAAAUCAAGGUCUAGUCACCGAGGUGAAGGUGAAGUUGUUCAAGGGGAUCAUCUAAAGGCGGACUCCUCCAAGGCUUCUGAUACAGACCACAAUGAGAGUGUCGCUGCCAAAGACACAACAGCUGCAACAACAAAUGAAGGCAAUGUUGCUGCAAAGGAGGGAGAAAUGUCCAAAGUGGACACAGAAGUUAAUAUAACUGCAGAUGAUCAUCAAUUGCCUGAUACUCUGGAUUUGUCAUCAAAUUUAGCUCCAGUUGAAUGUAAACAAGAUGAUUCUGAUCAAGUCAGUGAAAGUGAAGGAGCAGUGGAUAUUGCUCAGCCUAUAGUGACAAUCACAAGUAAACCAGCGUCAGUUGAUGAGGGUGAGACAGACCAGGGGAAUUGAUGGAACUAGGCUAGGUCAAUGGGCAUUUCUGUCUGAAAAUGUUUUGAAGUGAUUGCACUGAUCAUAAAAUAUGAAACAAAACUUAUAGAAGCUAUGCCAUAGAUAGCACAUCUUGAAAAAUUUAGCCUAAAUUUUUCAAGUUUGCCAUUUGUCUGUCAAGUGUUGCAAUUACAAUGUAAGGCUUGUACAGAGUGUGUCACACCCUGCCUCUGUAUUUCUCAGUUUUAGCAAUCCAUGUUUCUUUUUUGUUUUAUUUUAUUUUUUCAUUUCUUUAGCAUUUUUACUGCAGUAAACUUUCUGAUGUUUCCAUUACUUACUUUGAAGAUAACUUUGUUAAACAAAAAUCAACACCACGAGAACUUAUUCCAAAUGCUGAGACAUAGCUCUUUUAAAAAGAAAUCAAGAAUUACUCAAAUUAGUAUAAUCGUAACUGAAUGUCUGGUCAACUACCGAAUUCAAGUUGACUGAUGUUUGUAUCAGUCAGAAGUUUAUCUGCAAGUAUUACUUUCAAAUUAUUUUAGGUUGUUGUGUAACUAUUGUUCAUGCAUGUGGCUUCCUUAAAUUUAUAUGAAAAAGUUGUUUUGUAAAUUGUAGAGGAAAACAACUAUACGAUGUAGAUAGGGUGGGAAAUGAAUCUGAAAAAUGUUCUUGAAUAUACAUGUAAAUUUGAAUCCGUAUGAGACAAGAGUACCCUGAUUUUCUUAUCAAAGUAAGGGAAAUUAACUUAUUUUAUAAUAACAAGUGUUACUGAAGGUGUAUCUUUAGUUAUUAAAUUUACCAAAUGUAAGGUACAUAUAUAUCUUUUUAUACAGCCCUUAAAAUCUUCAGUUUCAGCCUAAAAAGAACCAUAAAUUAUACAAUAUAUUUAGUGUAUUCAAAGACAUGUCCUUACCAUAUUUUCCAUAUAUAGUGGUACAAACAUUGAUGAUAUUUAUAUGGGUUUGUUAUUUUUUACUUCUACAAUAUAGAAGUUAUUUUUUGAAAUGUAAAUAGUAGUAAA
Orbicella faveolata is the source of this 2452-nucleotide messenger RNA. RefSeq lists its product as uncharacterized. NCBI's taxonomy places the organism in Eukaryota, Metazoa, Cnidaria, Anthozoa, Scleractinia, Merulinidae. The record is from RefSeq and is a predicted model, not a curated record.